This is a messenger RNA of Geodia barretti, 258 nucleotides long. The record is from the annotation of a GenBank genome assembly. NCBI's taxonomy places the organism in Eukaryota, Metazoa, Porifera, Demospongiae, Tetractinellida, Geodiidae.
AUGUCAUGUGACAGGCUCGAGCUGAGCGACUCGAACGGAUUGAAGAAAGCCGGUCUGGUCCGUUGUAAGAGCGACCCACGAAAAGAAAUAACGGGAACCCUGGGGGUUAAGAAGAGGAAGGGCCAGGCCAAUCAGAUUGGUCUGGCCCGCAACUACAGUGUGAAGGGUGUAACUAGGGAUUCGACGCUCGUUCUCGCUGGUUAUCCGUACCACGGCCAGCGAGUCCGCCAGCCCCAGCCAGGGUUGCCGGGCAAAUAG